Molecule: messenger RNA, 753 nt
Organism: Ylistrum balloti
Lineage: Eukaryota; Metazoa; Mollusca; Bivalvia; Pectinida; Pectinidae
Exons: 5
Coding region: 1-753 (250 amino acids)
Source: RefSeq, a predicted model, not a curated record
AUGAAGGUAGUGUUAGUGUUUUGUGCCCUGCUGGUGGCUACUCUAGGACAAGAACCGAUUCUGACGGCGCCUGGGAUUAUAGAACCAGAUGUAGAACAAUGCGAGAAGGAGCUUUACAGAUACCAAACCUGGGACGACGGUAUCUUUUUUCCGCCCAGUGUACUUGGUCAUCUUCCCCAAAUUUAUGAAGCGGAAAUUGAUCAUUCUUUUAAUCUUCCAAAACAUCAACUUCUUCUCCAAAAAAUGGACAACUACUCCAAUUACCAAAAUGCUCUCCCGGACAUGAGAGGAGAAGGGGACUAUGAGGAUUGUAAAGACUUGUGUCCAUCCACUAGCAUCGAAGUUGGUGCUGUGGCGAUUGAAAACAUAACCUAUGAUAGCAAUGGCAGACCUCAAAUGGGAAUCUGUCUUGUAGUGUAUCCGGAGUUCCAGAACUUCAAAUACCAGUCUUGUGUCUCACAACUUGCAUUAAACGUGCCAUGGACUAACGACUUCCAGAUGAAAUAUGCCUGUGUUCCCGACGGUUUCAUCAGGAGGAAGCUCAUCGUCUUCUGCCCUACAGCUGCAAUGGGACAAUGUCGUGAAGUCGAAGUAUCCGUUCCUAUGGCGUGCAGUCCAAAACUAGCCAAAUGCACAUUUACUGACGAUUAUGUGAAAAAGAUGAACGCAGAGAAGGCACGAAAAGCGGAGGAAAAACAAGCAUCUGGGCUGUCAUCCCUUCUCAGUCGUUCUCUUAACAGAGGGAGUGGAUAA